AUGCGUGAGCUCGUGCACGUCCAGGGCGGCCAGUGCGGAAACCAGAUCGGAGCCAAGUUUUGGGAAGUCAUCGCCGAUGAGCACGGCAUUGACCCAACCGGAACGUACCAUGGUGACUCCGAUCUCCAACUGGAGCGCAUCAACGUCUAUUUCAACGAGGCAACGGGUGGACGCUACGUGCCUCGUGCCGUGUUGAUGGAUCUUGAGCCAGGAACCAUGGACUCCGUCCGAGCCGGGCCUUUUGGUCAGCUCUUCCGUCCCGACAACUUCGUCUUCGGGCAGACAGGAGCUGGCAACAACUGGGCCAAGGGUCGGGCGCCCGUUGGCAAGCGAUGCAGCACAGCGCGUCAGGGUCUGUCUGUCGUGCUUGGCAGAAACUGA
Molecule: messenger RNA, 381 nt
Organism: Symbiodinium sp. CCMP2592
Lineage: Eukaryota; Dinophyceae; Suessiales; Symbiodiniaceae
Source: the annotation of a GenBank genome assembly